AUGUACCGAGACCUUCAUGAGUUAUACUGGUGGUCAGGUCUUAGGCGUGAGGUUACAGAUUUUUUGGGUAAAUGUCUGACCUGUCAACAGGUUAGGGCUGAGCAUCAGUUACCUUCGGGAUUGUUGCAGCCAGUCAAGAUUCCACUUUGGAAGUGGGAGUAUAUCUCACCGUGUAAGAAGGUACUGAGAUUUGCUCGCAAGGGCAAGUUGAGCCCCAGAUUUAUUAGACCUUACCGUGUGCUUAAGCAAGUGGGACCAGUUGCUUACCAGUUAGAGCUACCUCCAGAGUUAGAUCAAAUUCACGACAUUUUCCACGUCUCAAUGUUGAGGCGCUACCGCUCUGAUCCCAUGCACAUUGUUCCUGUUGAGGUGAUUAAGGUAAGGCCAGAUUUGACCUUCGAAGAGGAGCCAGUGCAGAUAUUAGAGCGAGAUGUAAAUGUUCUAAGAAGAAAAUCCAUCCCACUGGUUAAAGUUCUCUGGCGUAAUCAUAGCACCGAGGAGGCCACGUGGGAGCCUAAGGAUGCUAUGCAUCAGCAGUAUCCCCAUCUAUUCUGA
Molecule: messenger RNA, 555 nt
Organism: Gossypium raimondii (Peruvian cotton)
Lineage: Eukaryota; Viridiplantae; Streptophyta; Magnoliopsida; Malvales; Malvaceae
Exons: 2
Coding region: 1-555 (184 amino acids)
Source: RefSeq, a predicted model, not a curated record